Messenger RNA from Perca fluviatilis (European perch), 1092 nucleotides. RefSeq names its product cysteine and glycine-rich protein 1a (gene csrp1a). Gene Ontology annotation, biological process: muscle tissue development; sarcomere organization. Lineage: Eukaryota; Metazoa; Chordata; Actinopteri; Perciformes; Percidae. Gene Ontology annotation, cellular component: nucleus; cytoplasm; Z disc. The transcript is spliced from 7 exons. The record is from RefSeq and is a predicted model, not a curated record. Gene Ontology annotation, molecular function: actinin binding; structural constituent of muscle. The coding region runs from base 493 to 1074 and encodes 193 amino acids.
GGAGACAACAAAGAAGCUACCUAGGGGCAGCGGGCCUAACAUCAGGGAAUGAUUGUAAAGAUUUAGAAAGAAUAUGUUUAUGGUAUUUACUAUCUAACUGGGAUGUUUUGCGACUAGAGAGGAUUGCUUUAGACCAAGUACACACGGUGAUACACUGCUAGUCAGUCAGAAACUCCCCUGUUGCUCAACACGCCAUAGUGUGCAGACUGAAGCAGCAGCAACAACAGAAGCUCCUCCAUAAAAGAGCACGUCUGGAACAGCGGAAAAGUGGACAGGCACAUACCAUCAACGUGGUCUGAGUCUCGGAUAAAGUCAUAACAUUUGGGUUAGUAAGAGAAGCUACUUUUCUCCUGCAGGCUAAAAGUACAACUCCUCCACCUAACGUUGGACUGCUGGUUUUCUGAACACACCCCAGUGGUGCAUGUCUCAGAUCAGGGAGAAAAACUUCAACCUGUACAUCAUCACUGACUGACAGCACCUACUAACUGCAGGAUGCCAUUAGGAGGGGGAAACAAGUGUGGCCGCUGUCAGAAGACAGUUUACUUUGCAGAAGAGGUCCUUUGUGAUGGGCGGAGCUUCCACAAGUCCUGCUUCCUGUGCAUGGUGUGUGGGAAGAACUUGGACAGCACAACUGUAGCUGUUCGUAUGGAUGAAAUUUACUGCAAGGCAUGCUAUGGCAAGAAGCACGGGCCAAAAGGCUACGGUUAUGGCCAGGGAGCAGGGACACUCAGCAUGGACAAGGGAGAAUCUUUGGGUAUUACACAUGAAGAACCUGCACCUCAUCGUCGUACCAGCAACCCGAACCCAUCCAAGCUGGCUCAGAAGUUUGGAGGGUCAGACAAGUGCCCUCGCUGUGGAAAGUCUGUCUACGCUGCUGAGAAAGUGAUUGGAGCUGGGAGUUCAUGGCAUAAGACUGGAUGUUUCACCUGUGCAACAUGUGGGAAGAGCCUUGAGUCAACCACACUAGCUGAUAAGGAUGGAGAAAUCUACUGCAAAGGCUGUUAUGGCAAACACUUUGGUCCCAAGGGAUUUGGGUACGGACUGGGAGCCGGGGCGCUGUCGCAUACCAAGUAACUUGGUAGAGACUCGAGU